GCCCGAAAUCCAACCGGUGGCGGCGGUGGCGGUGGGAUNUCCAACCGGUGGCGGCGGUGGCGGUGGGAUGCACAGUUCAAGCACACUGGACUUUUCCGGCUCGGAUUUGGAUCUGCCGCCUCUUCCCAAUCGUCUCAGUUUGACUCGUUGUGAUGACGAUCCAGACGAGGAUGAUCACUUAAAACAGCUCACUCUCCAAGUCCCCGGACACAACAAUUCCUGUCGAACAUCUCCAAUCCAAUCAUCGAUGGACAGGAACUCUCCAUCGUUUUUUCUACCCCCGAAACACCAACAACAACAACAAUCCAUGUCACACGCGAACACUCCACCGGCCAGCUUGCUCGGGGCACCAACUGGUGAUGUCCGUUGUCGUUCCGCUCAGGGCCUCGUGCAUGUGUCUCCGCCCGUCCGUGAUGUGAAAUCCAUCAAUUCACUGGCCUAUUGCUCGCCGGAACCAAACCCAGCAAUGUGCAAUCCCAUCACCAUGUCCCAACCGUCGUUUGCUUCGACGGCAUCCACCGGGUCAAUGGGUAUGCCGGUCAAUGGAGAUCGUAUUUUUGGUACGCAAAAUUUGAAACGUGAAUUUGGUGGUCCUCCGGGUCCAGUGACCACCACCGCCACCGGCGGCGGCGGCUCACUUGGCGGAUCUGGUCAUGGCCCCCCAAAUGUGUCGGAGUUUUUGGCCUUGUCUGGGGUGAAUUCCUCCAAUCCAGGUCAAUCAACCAUACCCGCACAGUCCUUACAACCACAGGCACCAUCACUGACCCAACAUCAACAACAACAAUCAUCAUCGCAUUCGCUUGGUCUCACCUCGUCCGCCUAUAAUAAUAGCAACAAUAACGCAAAUUGCACCACAUCGACCGUCACCAUGGCAACAAAUAAUAAUGCUCUGUUUGACAGUGUGAAUUCUUUGCUCCUGAACGAUCCCAGUCAAAGCACCCUGCCCACUAUU
Messenger RNA from Echinostoma caproni, 952 nucleotides. NCBI's taxonomy places the organism in Eukaryota, Metazoa, Platyhelminthes, Trematoda, Plagiorchiida, Echinostomatidae. The record is from the annotation of a GenBank genome assembly.